Molecule: messenger RNA, 1470 nt
Organism: Aspergillus ibericus CBS 121593
Lineage: Eukaryota; Fungi; Ascomycota; Eurotiomycetes; Eurotiales; Aspergillaceae
Product: transferase family protein
Exons: 1
Coding region: 1-1470 (489 amino acids)
Molecular function (GO): acyltransferase activity, transferring groups other than amino-acyl groups
Source: RefSeq, a predicted model, not a curated record
AUGGCCCACACUCAAGACCUUCUGGGCCAACUGCCUAUCCUCCAAUCCUAUACCCACCUGCUCCUGUGCUUCCCGCUGCCUACCCCCUCCACCAUCCUGUCCACCCUGGAAGAUGCCAUCCAGCAACUCUUCACCCUCAUCCCCAUCCUGGCGGGCCAAGUCAUCAACGAGGACGUCUCGGCCACCUCGUCCGGCACCUUCACGGUCCUGCCCAUGUCCCCUCGCCCAUCCCCCAUCAUCCGCAUAGUUGACCACACCUCCAACCCCAGCGUCCCCAGCUACAGCAGCCUCCGCCAGGCGCACUUCCCGUCCCACAUGCUCCCCGGGGCCCUCUUUUCGCCUCCCCGCCCGGCCUUCCCCAUUCCCUACCCGGAAGACACCGACCCCAUCCCCGUCCUCGACCUCCAAGCCAAUCUCCUGCACGGCGGCUUACUCCUCACCCUUGCGGCCCAGCACAACAUCAUCGAUGCCAGCGGCAUCUUCCAGGUGGCCUCGCUCCUGGCCCGUCUCACCCGCGGGGAAUCCAUUCCCACGGCCGAGAUCCACGAGGCCAACCGGGACCGGCGCAACCUGAUCAGCCUGUACGCGGACCACGAACCCCUCUGCGACGACUACACCAACUAUAAGCCCCCCACCAUCCCCCGCGCGCCCCCCAAUCUGACCGCCCUCUUCCCCACCUUUCAAUGGGCCAAUUUCCAUUUCCCCCAACGCAGCGUGCAAGCCAUCUAUACCCUCGCCGCGCAAUCUCCUUCCGACUCUCACCACGGGGAGACAGUAAACAUCACGCCCAACGACGCCCUCACAGCCUUCAUCUGGCAACGCCUCACCCAUGUCCGUCUCCAACACUCCUCCAUCCCCCCCAUCCCCACCACCACCAUCGCAAUAGCUCCACCCCCCAUCUCCAAACUCACCCGCGCCCUCGACCUCCGACGCACCCUCCACCUCACCCCCGCCUACCUAGGCCACACUAUCCGCACCGCCACCCUCCGUCUCCCCAUGACGGAUAUCGCCACCCUGCCCCUCUCCGGCCUCGCGGAUCGCCUCCGCUCUCAAGUCCUGGCGCUCCGCACCCCAGACGCCGUCCGCGACUAUGCCACCUUUCUCUCCCGGGAACCCGAUAAGCGAAAGAUCGCUUACGCGGGGGGCGAGUUCAACCCGCGGACGGACUUUAGUUGUUCGAGUGUGGCGCAUGUGGAUCUGGCUCGGCUCGGACUGGGGAUGGGGAUGGGGGGGAAGAAAAAGGGGGAGGUCGUGGCGCGGUGUGAGGGGGUAAGGCGGCCCGAGGCGGGGGUGUUACCGGGGGGGUGUUAUUUGGCGGCGGCGGGGCGGUGGUAUGGGAAUGGUACUGGGGCGGAUGGGGAGGAGGAAGAAGAAAGAGGAGUCGAGGCGUUGAUCUGUCUGGAUGGGUGGGAGAUGGAGGGGUUGAAGGCGGAGGAGGAGUGGAAGAAGUGGGUGGAGUUUGUGGGUUAA